AAUUAAUCUGCCACCUGUACUGAGUAGAAUUGCAGAAAGGAAGAGGUUCCGAAUAUAUUUGAUUACAACCCACGAAAAUGGCCGAAUUUUAGCACCAGGAGUGAGAACCGGAUACGUAGAAUUCCAAAAAAAAAAACAUGUAAAGCCGUCACAACAACAAAAAGCAUGCCUGCAUUAAACGGAACACUUAUUGGCGGCUGGAUAACUAUCUCUGAUUAUAAGGUAUAGUAAUGCCUUCGUUACUGUUGACGAUAACGCUGCCGGUUUAUAUGAUUCAUUUUCGUAAUUGUGGAGAUCUGGCAACACUGAUAUUGAGUAGUUAAGUUUCUAUGGUAUGAAAUUGUCAUUCGAAAUCUAAGUAGGCAUGCAAAGGAUUGUAUGAUUUUGGGUUUUCGAGAAAAAAUAAAAAGAAUUAAAUUGAAAAACGAUUAAACUUAAAACUGUGUGUGUUUGUGAACCGCGGGUCAUUACAUUGGCGACGAAGGUAAAUAUUUAAUUGAGCUGGAGGAAUGCAAUAUUAAUUGCAUCAUAUUGUAAGGAAAUUUCAAAUUCCUUUGCAUUAAAUUGCAGCGAAAAGACAUUAAAUUGUCGGCGUUGACUGAUAAUAGUCAUCUGAAAAAAGGAAAGAAGAAAUAUAUAAGGAGAACUUGGGACAUUAAAUUGUCGGGACAUUAAAUUGUCAGAACAUUAAAUUGCAGGACAUUAAAUUGUCGGGACAUUAAAUUGUCGUCGGAUUGCAUUACAUUUAAUUGUAAAGACGUUGGACGGCGUGAGUCCGAGGUUGUGUAAAGAGAUGAGCUCGGUCGCUAUAUCACCUUUCCUUUGUGAUGCCAUAGAUAAGGCACUUCUGCGAACAGAGUGGGAAAAAUGGUAUCGUUCAUUUUCCAUAUAUUUGGAUGCAGAGGAAAUAAAAGACACUGCGAAAAAGAGGAACAAACUUCUGUACUUGGGUGGCACACAACUUCAAGAGGUUGUAUACAACAUUCCCGGAGCACUUGUUGAGUCUGACGAUACAACUGGAGGUGUUGAUGUGUUCAAAAUUCUGGUAGAAAAACUCAACGUAUAUUUUUCACCAGAAAGAAACUCAACGUUUGAAAGACACCUUUUUCGAUCGCUUAAGCCUGAAGGAGGUGAGUGUCUGAACAAAUUUCUUGUUAGACUACGGAACCAGGCCGCAAAAUGUCAUUUCGGUGAGACAAAACAUGAGAUACUGGGUAUAAAUAUAAAAGACAAGCUAAUUGAUAAUUGGGCCCCAAAUGAUUUAAAGAAACGACUCCUAGAAAAAGAAUAUACACUCACAGAAACCAUCGAAAUGUGUCAUGCCCAUGAACAGAUAAAUAACCAGACAGAAACAAUGAAAUUGGGCAAUGUAUCUAUCGAUAUUAACAAGAUUGAAUCAAAGAAUCAACAGAUUGAAUGUGGCAGAUGUGGUCGGCAGGGGCAUGAAGGUACAAGUAUUGACUGUCCUGCUAAAAAUUCAAAAUGCAACAAAUGCGGGCUUAUUGGACAUUUUGCUCGCAAAUGCAAGUCGAAAGGUUUGAAACGCAAGCAGCCGAGGUUUGGAUAUACAGAUGCGAAAAAGCGGAAAUAUUCAAACAUUCAAUUUGUCUCAAGUGACGGUGUGAAAGAAGUUGGAUCUAUGGAAAAUAAGUGGAAAGAACACAAUUGUUUCCAAAUUGCAGAGAAGUUUAACGGGCACAUGGACGAAAUGAUAGAGUGCUAUAUAGGGGGUCGGAAGAUUCACAUGCUGAUUGACUCUGGAUCACAUCAUAAUCUGUUGAGUGAAGUGGAUUGGGAAUGCCUCGUUAAUGGAAACGCCACGGUUUGGAAUAUACGGACAAAAUCUGAGAAUCAGUUUCGUGCGUAUGCUGGAAACAAUUUACUCAAGGUGAAAGCUGUCUUCGAAGCGGUAAUUGGCCUUGAUCCAGUUUCAAAUUUGAUCUCCUCAUUUUAUGUAAUUGAGAACGGCCGUCAAUCCCUGCUGGGUCGAGUUACUGCUAUCAAAUUGGGCGUUUUGAAACUAGGACGAGGGGUAAAUCAAAUCGAGAACUGUCAUGUCUUUCCAAAAAUAAGAGGCAUUAAAGUUUCGCUGACAAUUGACAAGUCUGUCAAACCUGUCCAACAGCCGUUGCGGAGAGUACCAUCUGGCUUAGAAGAGAAGGUAGAGAGAAAAUUGAAUGAAGCUUUACAACAAGAUAUUAUAGAACCCGUGACAGGACCCAGCCCAUGGAUAUCUCCAAUAGUAAUUGUAUUUAAAGGUGACGGGGAUAUCCGAUUAUGCAUCGACAUGAGACGUGCGAAUAUGGCCAUAUUACGGGAAAAUUAUCCGCUACCAACAUUCGAUUCCUUCAUGACCAAGCUACAGGGUGCUGAAUAUUUUUCUAGGUUGGAUCUGAAAAAUGCAUACCACCAGUUGGAGUUAGAGGAAGAGAGUCGCGAGAUAACCACCUUUAUAACUUCAAAAGGCCUAUUCAGAUAUAAACGAUUAUUGUUCGGCGUAAACUCUGCACCAGAAAUUUUCCAAAGGAUUAUGGAAAGCAUUUUGGCGCCGUGUAACUGCGCUAUAAACUAUUUGGACGACAUUAUCGUGUUUGGGAAGACAGAGGCUGAACACGACGGAAAUCUUAAAGAGGUGUUGGCAAUUUUAGAAAAGGCGAAUGUCAUGCUGAACAAGGAUAAAUGUAUUUGGAAAGCAAGAAGGCUACUAUUCUUAGGCCACAUUUUGUCUGACAAAGGCAUAAAUCCAGACCCUGAAAAAAUUGACACCAUCAUGAAUUUUCGUCCACCAACCAAUAAAGAGGAAUUAAGAAGUUUCCUGGGUUUAGUCACCUAUCUAGGGAAAUUCAUUCCAGAUUUGGCUGAUCUUACGGAUAAGCUCAGGAAUUUAAUGAAAAAAGAUGUUAAGUUCGACUGGGGCCAUCGGGAAGAUGAAGCUUUUUUAAAACUUAAACAACAACUGGCCAGGACUCCAACAUUAUCAUAUUUCGAUCCAGAAAGGCGCACUCGCUUGAUAGCUGACGCAAGUCCAGUGGCCCUUGGAGCGGUUUUGCUUCAAUUUUGCAACAACAUGCCACAAGUCAUAUCAUUUGCGAGCAAAAGUUUAUCUGAGACAGAACGUAGAUACUCACAAACAGAAAAGGAAAGUUUGGCUUUGGUUUGGAGCGUCGAACGAUUCUACUAUUAUCUGGCCGGCAUCGAGUUCGAAUUGGUAACAGACCACAAGCCUCUGGAAACAAUUUUCAAACCUACAUCAAAGCCACCCGCUCGGAUAGAGCGAUGGGUGUUACGCCUUCAGUCAUUUAGAUUUAAAAUAAUUUAUCAGGCUGGUAAAUAUAACAUCGCCGACUCCUUAUCCAGAUUAUGCAAAAUUGAACAUAAUACGUCUUUUGAUCAACAAACUGAAAUCAGUAUAUGCUCAAUAAUUGAAGAAACCGUUCCACGAGCAGUGUCAAUUCUUGAAAUCGUGGAAAAGAACCAGUUAGAUCUUGAGCUAAUGGAAGCUGUCGAAAGCAUCAAAAAUAAUUCAUGGACUUCGGCUACAUCCAACCGCUAUUUUCCGUUUAGACUUGAGUUAUGUACAUUGGGCAAUAUUCUCCUACGAGGUACCAAAAUCGUAAUUCCUGGUCCGUUAAGAACGAGAGUUUUAGCGUUGGCACAUGAAGGUCAUCCAGGCGAAACGGUGAUGAAGCGACGGGUACGAUCAAAAGUAUGGUGGCCACUGAUAGAUCGAGAUGUUGAGAAACAUGUGAAGAACUGUCACGAAUGUUUGUUGGUGUCAAGACCACCACACCCAGCACCGAUGACUCGACGUGUUUUACCAGAAGGGCCUUGGUUAUGCCUAGCAAUGGAUCUGUUAGGACCAUUACCAAACAAUGAUUUUAUAUUUGUGGUCAUUGAUUAUUAUUCAAGAUACCAAGAGGUAAAAUUUCUAAAGAAAAUUACCUCAAACGAGAUAAUCAAUUUUCUGGAUGAAUUGUUCUCUCGAUUGGGCUACCCAAAGUCAGUUACCACAGAUAAUGGUCGUCAGUUUGUCAGUGACGAAUUCAGGAGCUAUUGCGCUAACAAAAACAUAGAAAUCGUGACGUCCCCACCCUACUGGCCACAAGCGAAUGGAGAAGUAGAGAAUAUGAAUCGUUCGAUUGUCAAACGCCUGCGAAUAGCUCAUAGUAAUGGAACGGACUAUAAGAAGGAAAUUCAAAAGUUCCUGCUAAUGUACAAUGUCACCCCUCAUGGAACAACUGGAAAAGCUCCAACGGAACUGCUUUUCAAUCGAGUAAUUCGGGACAAAAUACCAUCUAUAUCUGAUGUCGGUGAAAACAUUUUGGAUGCGGAAGCCAGAGACUUAGACGCGAUCAAUAAAGAAAAAGGAAGAGAGAAGGCGGACAAGGUUCGUGGUGCAAAACAAAAUAAUAUUCAAGUUGGUGACAAAGUAUUGGUGCAAAAUGUGAUUUUCCCAAAUAAGUUGACACCGACAUUUGGGAAAGAACCAUGUGAAGUUGUCGAACGGAAAGGAAAUGAUGUCACCAUUCGUAAGGAUGGCAAGCUAUACAGGCGCAACGUCAGUCACCUUAAGAAAUUGCCUAUAACGCCGGAACCGGGUGAUAAUAAUUUGUUUGCAGAUCGUGUUGAGACACAAAUAGGUCAAGAUCAGGUAAAUCCAAGACUAACGCUGAAGCUGAAAAACAUAGGAGGGAUGUGGAGAUCUGGCAACACUGAUAUUGAGUAG
Molecule: messenger RNA, 4726 nt
Organism: Musca domestica (house fly)
Lineage: Eukaryota; Metazoa; Arthropoda; Insecta; Diptera; Muscidae
Exons: 2
Coding region: 794-4726 (1310 amino acids)
Biological process (GO): DNA integration
Molecular function (GO): nucleic acid binding; zinc ion binding
Source: RefSeq, a predicted model, not a curated record